Drosophila innubila is the source of this 1771-nucleotide messenger RNA. RefSeq names its product venom serine protease Bi-VSP. The transcript has 6 exons. Lineage: Eukaryota; Metazoa; Arthropoda; Insecta; Diptera; Drosophilidae. Gene Ontology annotation, molecular function: serine-type endopeptidase activity. The record is from RefSeq and is a predicted model, not a curated record. Gene Ontology annotation, biological process: proteolysis. The coding region runs from base 147 to 1676 and encodes 509 amino acids.
UACCUCGUUCCGGCUCGAAGACGCGCUCAGUCUGAUAAAGUACGGCGAGUUGUAAACAACGUGUUCGCGCAACACGAUCGAUCGAGUAGUAAAAUAUAUUGUGAACAAAUAAUUUAAGUGUGAGAGAUUUACGGGUUUUACCCAAAAUGAUGCUAAUGCCAAGUGUUGUGAUUACGUUUACGUUAACAUUCGCCUGCCUUGCCACGCCCACUCUCGCCCAAUUCAAUCGCAACCGGCAAGUUCGUCAGAACUGCAUUACACCCGAGAACUACUAUGGCAGCUGCGUGGCCCUCAACUAUUGUCCCCAGGUGACGCAGGUCUUCCAGAUAACCGAUAGACGUACGGCCCAGAAUUAUGUGAUUUCCUUGCAGCGCAGUUGUGGCACACGCAACAUUGGCGGUGAUCCAGUGGUGUGCUGCACUAGACCGAUAACUACUCCGGUUACACAGCGACCCUCAAAUCCUUUCUUUCCACCAACUGAAGGUACAUUUGUGCAGCCGCAGCCCGUGCCCGUGCCGCGGCCAACAGAGGGUCCAACGCGUAAUCCCUUCCUGCAACCUGUGACCCAGAGACCCACAACAGCACCGAUAACCGCUGCUCCGGUAACUUCUGCUCCAAUUGUGGAGCAACGUGGUCCCAGUUGUCGUAUACCUCCCGGAAAGCUUGGCGAAUGCGUUGACAUCAAGAGCUGCCAGCCCAUACUGAGUGAACUUCUGGUUAAGAAAAAUGAUCCUGAGUUUGCCAAAUUUGUGCAAGCCUCGAAUUUAAUUUGCGGCCGAGUUGGCACCAAUGUCUGCUGUCCCACCGGCCAAACGGCGGCGACUCCUGCUCCGGUAAGGCCAGUGAACUACGAUACGAUACCACGUCGUCUGCCCACUGUAGAGGAGGGUUGCGGUUAUACCUUGACCAGCAACAAGAAGAUCGUUGGCGGCGUCGUGUCCAAGAAGGGCGCCUGGCCUUGGAUUGCUCUGCUCGGCUACGAUGAUGGCUCCUCUUCGCCGUUUAAGUGUGGUGGUACCUUGAUCACCGCCAGACACAUUGUCACAGCAGCUCAUUGCAUACGCGAAGAUCUCACCUUUGUUCGUCUGGGCGAGCAUGAUCUGAGCACGGAUGCGGAGGCUCGUCAUAUAGACAUCCCGGUAGUCAAGAAAGUGCCGCAUCCUGGUUAUAAUCGUCGCAAUGGUCGCAGUGAUAUCGCUAUUCUCUAUUUGGAGCGUAAUGUCGAAUUUACGGAGUUGAUUCUACCUGUUUGUAUGCCCAGCUCUCCCAGUCUGCGUUCCAAGUCCUAUGUGGGCACGUAUCCCUUUGUCGUAGGAUGGGGCAAGACACAGGAAGGUGGAGAGUCUGCCACCGUGCUGAAUGAGCUGAUGAUUCCCGUCAUGAGCAAUGAGGUGUGUCGGAACAGUUAUGCCAAGUUGAAUCGCAACUUCACCUUGGAUCAGUUCGAUAGCGCCGUAGUCUGUGCGGGCGUGCUCUCUGGCGGCAAGGAUACCUGCCAGGGUGACUCUGGAGGUCCACUGAUGACCUCCGAGGGUGUCAGCAGUCAAAUGAGAUUCUAUCUAAUUGGUGUUGUCGCAUAUGGUGUGGGUUGUGCCAGACCAGAGGUACCCGGAGUCUACACCAGCACACAGUACUUCAUGGACUGGAUAUUGGAGAAGGUGGAGGAUACGCCCUGAUCUCCAAGUUCUUUGCUGUAGCUUAACAUUUUUUAUCCUACUUGAAGUAAAUAAAAAUAACUCUGAAGGCGCUUCAAGCGCAAUUCAAAUAUUUA